Ambispora gerdemannii is the source of this 556-nucleotide messenger RNA. NCBI's taxonomy places the organism in Eukaryota, Fungi, Glomeromycota, Glomeromycetes, Archaeosporales, Ambisporaceae. The record is from the annotation of a GenBank genome assembly.
AUGCAAGAACAACAACCUUCAUCAGCAUCAAUAACGACGUCGACGACAUCGUCCCAUUCUCUUCAAAUUCCGCAUCUCACUAAUAAUUAUACUUCUAACAAUAUUAUUAACAAUAACAAUAAUAAUAUAAAUAUUAAUGUCAACGUUAAUAAUCACAACACCAAUAUGAAUAGCAGCAUUCUCAACAAUAACAAUUAUAAUCUUAGUAAUCAUGAACUACAAAACAACAACAGCCUAAAAGUAAAAAUACCAAAAAUGACAAAAAUGGCACGUGAAGAAGCAAACAACGACGUAAUUAUAAAACCUUACAGAUGCUCAGUACUUGGCUGCGAAAAAACAUACAAAAACUCAAAUGGACUAAAGUAUCAUAAUAUCCACGGACAUCGUCCCUCGGGUCCUGACGAUGACGGUACACGCUCAGCCCCGAAACCGUAUUUCUGUAAGAUCGAGGGCUGUGACAAGCGAUAUAAGAAUCCAAACGGUCUAAAGUAUCAUCUUGAGCAUGCGCAUAACUUCUCGUUUGCGAAUCCGUCUACACUGCCGUCGUUACGCGAAG